GUUCUUUCUAUAGUAUCCCUUCAGAGAGUCUGCAUCUUUCUCCCUCAAGAAAAAUUCUUCCUUUUGCUGGGAUUGAUUUCUCUGGUUCCCUCACCUCCUUUCUUUGACUUACCUUUUCCUUGUUUACUUUCCUUUCUCUUCCAUUGUUCUUGUUCCCUUUUUCAGUUUUCAUUCCCAAAUCCCAAUAUCUUUGCAGACCUUAACUGAAUUUAUCUCACCUGGGUGUUUCAGUUUUCUUUUGUUUAUUAAUUCCUCUGUUCAGGUUUAAUAAAGAAAUAAAGUAAAUGAAGCUGAAGAAUGUAGUAUAUAGUGCUUUCUCAGAUUCUUCCUGCAGAAGAAGUUUCCAAGAUUCUGUGAUUUCCCCUCUUCUAUUGAUAUAAUCUUCACACCGAAACCCCAAAAUCCAGCUCAUUUGACCUGGAUGUUCUUUUAAUUUAUUCACCUAAUCGAAUCUAUAAAAACCCCAUCUUGAUUUUGAUUGUUGUUGGGUUUGUGGGUUUGAUUUUCUUCGUUUGUAAUUUGAAUUUGGGUGAUUUUGUGGUAUUUCGGAUGAAAUGGGUUGCGCCACCUCCAAGGAAAGGCGGUGCCGCCAUUGCAAAGCGCCUUAUUCCCCGUUGUCGAGGAGCAAUUCAACGCACAUCCAAGACCCGGCGGAGAACAGUGCCGAUGGCUACCAUGUGGUGGCGCUGAAGUCGUCCACGUUGGGGUCGCUCAAGCUAGAUAGAAUCAAUCACAGCAAUCACAGCAAUCACAUCAACGGCAGGUAUAGUGUGGCGGAAAAGGGAAUCAUUCACGAGGGGAAUGGUAAACUGAAUGGCGAUCUAUUGGAUCCGGAGAAGGCAAAAGGGUUGCCGGUGGAGGUGAUUGAAGCGGAAGUUUGGUCGAAAAUGAUUGAGGAGAAAAUCCCAAAAGUUGUGCCCAAAACGCCGGUGAGAACACCUCCCGGAGAGCCGGAGACGAUUAACGCGUGGGAAUUGAUGGAGGGUCUAGAAGAUAUCAGUCCUCUCCGACCGCCGAGUCAUUUACGGAGUUUCUCUUUCGAUGUGGUCGGGGAUCCAGUGCCACUUCCAUGCCAUCACCAGAAAUCCAAAAGUCCGGAGAAUGGCAAGGUUUCACCGAUACCCAUGUGGCUUCAAAUGGCCGAUGAAGAUCAGAAUUAUUCGAUCCCGAAGUUUGAUCCGGAAGUCAUUUCAUCGUUCAAGAAAUCCCUCGAGGAGCUUCACUCGGAAAACCCAUUUCAUCUCUGGCAGCCCCCGCCGGAGAAUGAGAAAGUACCCAAAAGAAACUGUUUCCUUUCGGAUUGGAAAGGCGGGAGGGAGAAGGUGAUCGUCUAUUUCACCAGCCUCCGAGGGGUCCGAAAAACAUACGAGGAUUGCUGCCACGUGAGGGUGAUCCUAAAAGGCUUAGGCAUCCGGGUGGACGAGCGAGACGUCUCAAUGCAUUCCGGCUUCAAGGAGGAGCUGAAAGAGCUAAUGGGAGAUGCAUUCAGCGGCGGUUUGCCGAGAGUGUUCCUGGGGAAAAAAUACAUCGGCGGAGCCGAUGAGAUACGGGGACUGCACGAGGAAGGGCAGCUAGAGAAGCUCCUUGAUGUGUGUGAAACAGUGGAUGAAGGCUGCGGAGGCCCCAGUGCAGCUUGUGAGGCUUGUGGGGAUAUCCGAUUUAUCCCCUGUGAAACCUGUUCCGGCAGCUGUAAGGUGUUCCAUGAAGGAGAUGAGGAAGAUGAACAAGAGGAAGGAGGUGAGUCUGGAUUCCAGCGAUGUCCUGAUUGUAAUGAAAACGGAUUAGUACGGUGUCCUUUUUGCUGUUAUUAGUCAAGAAAAAAUAUCACUUUUGAAUCUUGUCAUUUUUGUUCUUUCAUUUUUCUGAAUUGUUUGUUGUACACUGAGGCAGAUCAAAAAAAAAAAAAACAGAGGAAAACAGGUGAUAAUGUGUCCUAAGUUAGUAAUAUUUUUAAAAGGCUGUAUACAGAGGGAACAGGGGAUUAUGUUUCCUUACAAAAACAGAGGCUUUGUCUUUUCAAAUUCCUUCCUUUACAAUGAAGGAAAACAUGAAACAUCCAAAUUCUAGCUUCCUCUUCUCCCUCUUCAUUAAAGGAUGUGUUCAUUG
Messenger RNA from Rubroshorea leprosula, 2106 nucleotides. The record is from the annotation of a GenBank genome assembly. NCBI's taxonomy places the organism in Eukaryota, Viridiplantae, Streptophyta, Magnoliopsida, Malvales, Dipterocarpaceae.